Molecule: messenger RNA, 6941 nt
Organism: Drosophila elegans
Lineage: Eukaryota; Metazoa; Arthropoda; Insecta; Diptera; Drosophilidae
Product: mucin-5AC
Exons: 4
Coding region: 1077-4301 (1074 amino acids)
Source: RefSeq, a predicted model, not a curated record
AGUUAAUGAAAAUAUAUAUGAUAUUUUCAUAUACAUAUGAAAAUCGCAAUCCAAGUAUUACAAGUUUUUAUCUUUUUUUAUUUAAAAAUAUAAUUCGAAAUUGAUAUCAACUUAAAUAGAAAUAAAAUAAUUGUUAAAACUUUGUAUAUAUGUAUAUAUAUAUUUAAAUCUCUUUUUCAAUGUCCAAGUUAAAUGGCGAAGGAGAGGGCAGCGGGGUGGUACAAAGUCGCCAACUUUUUCAUUACUGUUGCACAUUGAGCUGAAGUUUGUCGUAUGCUAGAUGACCUUUAUGCAAAACAGGUCCUGUCGGAUUCUCCCCCCGCUCUGCAGGAUCGCGAUUCCUGACCCCUACCAUUGCUGUGCAUUAUUAAGCGCCAGCAUUUGUAUUAUUCAGCGCACACAUGAUGUCUGUGCCUGGGUUGUGUGUAAUAAAAUGCAUGCAUUAUUCAUGCAAAGGCUUCACUGUGGUCAGCCAGCUUUUCCUGCCGUGCUUAUUGAAAUGCCAUUAGCGAAAUUCGUGCACCGACGUGGCGUAUACGCAAUCUGGCAUUGAGAUAAUAUUUAUUCGCGCGAGCAGAGAUUUGCAUUAAUAUGGAUCGAACAAUGCUGGCCAUAAUCAUUACGAACGCAGAUAAUGCCAGGUAGUAUUCAGCCUAAUUAAGCCUAAAAAGAGAGAGCGAUGGCAGCGAGGUGAAACAAAGGCCCCAAGAUUGCCUUGUGGUGAUGCGUGAAUUUUCGUAACAACAGCUAUAGAAAAUACAAAACAAAAAAAAAGACUCUAUACAUUGGCAACAUUUUGUGGUCGUUUUUCAGCGAGUUGAUGCCGUUUUUGUUUGUGUUUGUGUUUGCCUUGCUGGAGCACGCGUGUGUGUCUGCCUUUUACCUUGGACAAGAAUAAACCAUCCAAACAUCCUGCAGCAUCCAAGCAUCCAAGCACCCAGGCAUCCAUCUACUUGGCCAUUGUGGUUGUUCGUGGCUUUUUCCUCGCCGCGGCCUCACGUUCAUCCUCAUCUUUUGUGAAUCCUUGGCGCAGCAAAAUCUAGUUGGCCUACUCUGAAGAAAAUGUUUGAAUAGAGAUGGCCAAACUUUCACGACGUGCCUCGUCGUCUGCAGCAACGCCCUCCACAGCAACAACAGCAACAGCAAAUACCGGAGCAACACCAGUCGAUCCAAGUCAUGCCUCUGGCGCCACGCGGCAACAAGAAGAGCAACUUCAGCAGAAGACACAACACCUGCAGCGGCACCAGGAGCAACAGCAACAGGAGCAACAGGAGCAACAUCGGCAGAAGUCAACACACCUGCAGCAGCAGCAGCAGCAACACCAACAUUAUCAGCUGGAACAGCAGCAACAUCAUCAGCUGCAACAGCAACGCAUUGCACGUCGUGCCGCCAGCAACAGCAACAUCAACAGCAACAGCAAUCGACACGUGUCCGCUCUUAUUGACACGAGUCCUGAUGUCUUGCAUGAGAAUCCAGCGUCGCCAUCACCGACACCGGCGGCGCUAUCAAAUCACCACAUUAGCAACAGCAACAGUAACAGCAGCAACAACAGCAGCUACCACAGCAACACUGCCACGCCCACUGCACCCGCCCACGCCCACGUCACGGCCACGCCCUACAUGCCGCUCCUCCCGCCAGGCGAGCAAAAUCUGACAGAUGCGGAAAAUGCAGCGGAACGGGCCAGAAUUCGCGCCGAAUUCUUCGCCACAUAUGACGUGAUGACGGGCGUCAGGAUCGCCGCCACUUUGGGCGGCUUCUUCGGCCUGAUGGUCUUCCUGAUCGUAUGGAAGAGUCGCAGCAGCAGCAACGAGACCCUGAAGGUCCUCAAGGACCCCAAAAUGGCAGCCGUGGCAGCGGUGUGCAUGCAGGAGGAGGAGGAGCGCGAGAUCCACGACGCCAUCGUGGCCACCGGGAUGUCCAUCUAUCCGGAUGAGUACGAUGCGAUGGUCUAUCGACGGCAGCGCAUGCUCUCGCUGGGCAAUGUCAGUGCGCCGCCUCUGCUCAAUCGGGGAUAUCGCUGCGGUUCCAUGGGUGGCGUGGGAGUGGGCGUGCCAGUGGGCUACAGCUAUCUGCUGGAGCCGCCGCGUCGCUUCUCCUACUCCUCCAUGUCCGGCGGGGGAGGACCCGGAUCCGGUCAUGUGGGCCGCCGUAAGAGCGGUUCCGAGUCGUCGCGCAUCUUCAGCAAUUACCCAAUGGGCGGCAGCUUCGGUACCGAUGACUAUUUCGUGGAGACGGAGGACGAACUGGAGGCGGAGGAGUACCACAUGCAGCCAGGUGCCCCAGACGAUGAGCCGGUGCACCAUCAGCACCAGAGAACGGACUCCACGCGCAGCAAGCCGGGAUUUCUGUCCGUACCAAUGGCGGGUCAGGAUUCCCGGAGGAGCAGUGCCAUGACCUGCUGCAGCACGGAUAGCUCCUACCUGGAGCGGCGCACCUCCGCCUACAUGGGUGGCUGCAUGGGCAACCUGCCGCCCACGCUGCAGAGGAAGCUAUCGACUGCCUCGCGAACAUCGAGCAUCGAGAACUGGGACUACUACUAUCCGGAUAUACAGGUGAUCCAGCCGACGCCCAAGGCUUCGCCAUGUCCCUCGGAGAGGAGUGUUCACGAGGGAUCCGCAUCGGGAUCGUUAAAUGGCAGUAGACCCUCCAAUCUGAGUGCCAGCAACAUCAAGCGAAAGCACAGCAUAGUGUCCUACGAUCCGGAUAGUGCUCAGGCGGGCCGCAAGCAGCAAAUCCACUCCAUAAGUGCGGAUACUGUGGACGUCUAUCCGUAUAACCAGGAGAGCACUGUGGACUUGGCCCUGCCGCUGCCCAAGCCCAUCCAAUCGGCCCCGCCCACCGGUGUGCAUCAGGGAUUCCACUUCUGCGACUCACCCUCGGAGGAACUGCGUCUGGGUGUGAGCUUGCCCCGGCGUAAGCUCACCCUGGUGGAGCUGCAGCGGAAUGAGAGCAACAACAAUAGCUUUCCUUAUACGGCAAAUGCAGCAGUUCCGGUUCCGGUUCCCGUGCCAGGAACAACCAGCUCCAGUAGCAUCAGUGUGGACAGCACACCGGUGAGUCUGGAGCGGCUGAACGGUGGCAGUCUCAGUCUCGCCACCGUCUCAGUGUCCCACAAAAUACCGCCCCUUCCGGGGGGCAACAAUAAUCCGGAGAAGCGUGCCCCACUGGCCUCACUAAGUUCCUUCAAGAUCUCCUCGCUGGAGUGUCCCGACUCCGAGCUGCGCUCCCUGGAAGAGGAUUCGGUUUUUGGGCUGGAGAGUCCGGCGGACACGGACGAUGAUAUGCAGCAGCUGAGCAGCGACAGUGAGGAGCAGGAGGCAGCUGCUCAGGCGCAGGCUCAGACGCAGGCGCAGUCACAGGCCGCUUCCAAGCCCAAUCCUCUCCAGCUGCCCGCAAAGAGGCUACCCAUGGCCAUAGGUGGUGGUGCCAGGCCGCGGAGGCCACUGCUCCAAAGACAUCGCACCAUAAGCGCCACCUCCACCAGCGAUCGGGUGGCCCUGAUCAACCAGGCGCCGCUGCAGCUGCAACAGUUCCACAUGGGCUUGCCGGAGGCAGUGGCUCCGCCGCUGGAAACCCACUUCGGAGCGGUAAUCAGCCAGAGUCCUCCUAGGCGGGGACCCCUGCUCCAGCAGUACAGUGAUCCGCAGACGACGACGACAACCACAACGACCACUACAACAGAGGAGGAUACCUGUUCCACUCUAAAUACGGAACUGGGCUUGGCUGAUCCUCAGGUUCUGGGAGGAGGAGGCGGAGGAGGAGGAGGAGAGUCCGCCACCCAUACGCAAUACAGCAGCCUGAAUACGGUGAUCAGCUUGGGCCGUUCCACGCCCAGUCCUAGUCCCAUUCCCCAUCCAAUUUCCAUACCCACUCCGGUUGUGAGCAGCCGGAUGGACAAUAAUCCCCAGCAGCCAACUGCCCAACUGCCAACGAACGCCAUCCGGCUGGUCCAUGAUCCCUGCGCCUCGUCCGUUUCCGAUUCGGUGAUAGCCACGCAGCAGAGCAGCAUCUGUGUGCCCGACACCCUCAAGGAUUUGAUCCUGAGGAAGGCUCCUGCCAGCGGGAUCAGCCGGAGUGCCACCAACCUGAGCUGUGACAGUGGAUCGGCAGAUGGAGCUGGAGCUGGAGCUAGUGGUGCACCAACAACGACUGUCAUGCUAGAGCUUCCCCUGAUCCGGCUGCCCAAUGAGCAGGCGGAUGACCAGCAGGUGCAGCAGCGCCCUGCGGAUGCAAGCGGCGAGAAGAGGGAUCCCAGCUUGCCCGGCACUUCCAGGAAAUGGUCCAAGGAGACACUCUUCUAGCCCAGCUGGUUGCCACUGCUCCAGCGCAGGCAGUUCCCAGGGCCGGGCCACUAAUUAAGAGCUUAGCAACUGACUUUGUACGCAGGCUAUUGGGGUUUACAGUGAACACUCCUUAGAAACGAUCAAAACUUACUCUUCUUAAGAUUCUUUAAAAUUCCAACACAGGUUCAUAGAAAAUGAACUCGGAAACCAUUAUAAAUUCGUUUUGGAAAUAGUAAAACCCUUAUCUAAAUUUCCGGGUUCAGUUUAAAAUAUAUCACCAAAGUUAAUGUACAAUUGGGGUCACCAAGUACAAUGCUAAACUCCUCAGCGGGCAUACAAAAUUCCGAGAUUCUUUAAAACUGUAGUUUAGAAUAAUUUAGGAAAAAAAGACACUUUGAAAUACGAUUUGGAAAAUGUGAUCAAAAUUAAUAAAAUAAAGGGGUCACCAAUCAAAAAACUUGUCAGAGGAAAGCCACGUUUACGCUAAAACUUCCAAGAUUCUUAACCAAUGUAUUUCAGUUUGAAAAAUAUCAUCAAAGUUUGGAAAAUGUCAAAAAGUUAGUGAAGUUUAGGGGUCACCAAUCACAAAACUUGUCUUGGCCAGAAUACUUUGCAUUUGAAGACCUUUAAACUGAACACAUUUUGUGUCACAUAUAAAAAAAUGUAAAUGAGAAAAAAAAUACAGUCGUUCUAGGGAGUUCUCACUGUAAUUUCAUUAGCCGCAUGGUCUGGCAACCAACUUCCUGGGUUGCUCCAGAACCGGAACUAUGAAACGCAAGUAUUGACGAGUAUUUAGGCUUAGAUAAGGAGGAUUAGAUUAAGCGCAUUUAGUCAAAACAUAAGUUAGUUGGUCUGGCAUAAGGCAUAAGUUACAGUAGUACAUGCCUUCUAAUGAUCGAAAGGGCAAAAAAAAAACAAAGAGGGUAACAUGAACAACAACGUAUUCGUACUUAGAGACUGUUGUCUAUUAUUGUUAAUAGAACUCUAAAAGUUAAGUAGUGAUACUCGGAUUUAUUUUUCACACUUUAUCUAUAAAUCGAAAGUGCUAGCAUGCGAAUAUGUAUAUAUAUUUGUAUGCGGCCAAGCUAAGGAAAGAGUUUAUAUAUUUCUAUAGGUAUUUCGCCAGCCGCCAGUCAGUCUUUCUAUCCCCUAAUGUCUCUCAAUAAAAAACUCUUCUAGUGUCUUAUACAGCAGCCAAAUACUUAAAGUAUUGUAAUUUAGAAAUUUUAUAGAUUGCACAACAAAUCGAGAUCGAGGUCGAGAUCGAGAUCGAGAUCUAAGUCAUCCUUGCAACAUAAUGUACUCUGACAGAAGACCUUAAGGACCUCGAAAGGUUCACCCAAAGAUGCCUAAAUGUCUUUAACGCGUAGCUAGACUAAAGUUGCAUAAACAUUUUCGCAUUUCCCCGCUCUCCUGCCUGUUCGAAAACGAAAUUGUUGGAAAUAUAAUAGAGUUGUUGUCAGAAUAUAGCGUUACAAAAUCGAAAACCAAUUUGAGAAAAUAUAAAUACAUAUAUCUAAAACCAAUUUCCUAACUCAUCCCACCUACGCAUCUCUAUUUUUCUAUGAAAAGCUAAAGCCAAGGGAGAGAAAACAAAUCAAAUAACUUGUAUUAUUCAAAUCAAAAUACAUAAUUAGUGGAGGAAACCGAAGAUAGUACGAUAUAGAGCUGCAUUUUGAGAUGCCCCAGCCCCCUAUAGAGACUUUCUCAUAUGCCUGAGCCUCAGCCUGAGCCUGAUUUGUACCUUUCCUAUGCAUAAGUAUAUAUUUAUAUACACCACACAUGUAUAAAACGAGCCCUAUUUGAAUAUUUUUUAAUACUAGUAAGUAUUUUGUACGAAGAGAUCAACUCGAUGAAAGGCGCCUAAUGAAAAAGCAAAUGGUAUAUCAAAAUAAUAAAAAAGGAAACCCCCCAUUAAUUGUUGGUUACAUAUGCUGAAAAACGAUUAAGAGUAAAUGAAAAUGAAAAUUCGAAAAUAUUGUAAUUGUAAUUGUAGCGUUGAUUUGUUUCAAAAGAGCAAAACCAUAUAAAUAUAACUAAUAACGUAGCUAAAUAUACAUAUACCUAAUAAUGAAACCAAUGAGAAAACCUAACUUGUGUAAGUCAAAAAAACGAGUAGCGGAACCAAUUGUUAAACCUAAGCAUAAUAGAUCUGUAAUAAAACUGAGCUGUUGUAUUAAAUGAACAAUAACAAUGUGUUGAAGACAAAAAGUUUGAAUAAAUAAAUGCGCAGAGCAUUCAGUUUGUGAACUUUGAAUAGUUUAUUUCGCUGCCCCUUCUUUGCAAUAUGUUUUCUUUUAUACUUUUGUACUAAAAACCCUUUUAUUUUCUUGAUUUUGCGAAUGUUCUUUAAACUCGAUGUCUAUAUGUACCUCUUAGCUAAAACUCAAAGUGUAAUUGAUAAAAUUGGUAAACGAAAGCAAUUCGAAAUUAAAAACAAAUAUGUGUACUACUAACGCCCAAAAAGAAAAAAAAAACAGAAUCAUUAAUGCAUGAUUACUUUAAAGAAUGGAUUAAAAUUUUUAAAAAGUAUGAGCUAUUAAAGAACAAACUUAGUUAAAUGUUAUAUAUAUGAGAAAAACAAAGAAAAUUGAUGUACAUGUUAGCGAUAUUAAUGAGAAAAUGUGACAAGUGAAAAAUAAACCAGAAGAAAAUACA